Messenger RNA from Didymodactylos carnosus, 3448 nucleotides. The record is from the annotation of a GenBank genome assembly. NCBI's taxonomy places the organism in Eukaryota, Metazoa, Rotifera, Eurotatoria, Philodinida, Philodinidae.
AUGGUUGAUUCGAACGAUUCAUUUAUUGGUGUAUAUCAAAAGAAAAUGUUUUCAAAGGUAAAACAAUAUGCGAUAAAGAAUUACCAAGUUUGGAAGUAUUGUUUGUUGUACGAAUUUUAUUGGGAUUUGGCAUAUUCAGCAGAUGCCAAUGUUUAUUUACAACCGAUUCUAGAAGGAUUACGUAAUAACAGAACACCAAGUGAAAUAACAACAAAAGUGUCAUCGGAUAAUAAGUGUGAACAAGGAUUAGAAAAAAGAAGUGCCGAUAACAUUGAAAGAAUUGCAUUUGCUAUACAAACAACAUUGGAUAUAUUUAACGUAAUUGAUGAUAUUGAACCUGAUAUCGAGAAUGAUAUUAAAAUCGAAUUUGGUCAAAUAACAAAAGCAACAAGAUUAAAAAUCAUGGAAACUAUCAGAAAACAGUUUUAUAUCAAUGAUAACCCUGGUUCACUUAACGAUUCAAUAAUUAAUCAUCCACCUAAUGUUGAUUUGUUGGAUUUAGUCCGCAAAUUUCUGAUUAAAAUAAGAUCUAUCCCAACUCUUCGCCACCUAACUUUACAAAGUUAUAGAAUUUGCACGAAAAGCCCUAAAUGUCGUUGUCAGCCCAAAACUACAGAAAUAAGAAGAAAGGCUUUUCGUGUAAAUUCUAUAACUUUGUAAAGAAAGGUCGCGAAGAGCUGGGAGAUAUUUCAUUUUAAUCAGAAAUUUGCGGGCCACAAUCAUGCCUCAUUAAGAAAGGCUUUGGUUAUUUUUCAGAGUUUCUGUUUUCCAGAAAACCGCACCUUAAAGAGCUAUGGACCCAAACUCUUUCAGGCUUUCUCUUAUCUCAGUAUACUCUAUCGAACGGCAUUUGAACGAAAAAAUCGGAGUGCGGCACUUCGAACGGUUCCCUUGUUAGUCAUGAUUUCUCGGAAACAUUUUUAGCAUGUAAAACAACAGAUCUUAUAAUUUUGAACACUCUUUUUUUGUCAUAUUUUUUCAUCGGUAUUAUAUCGAAAAUCAAGGUUUAAAAAACAAUAACGAUCUUUUCGAUCGCCACGAAAAGAUGUCUGCUAAUACCAGAUAGUAUCAAAUUAUAUACAACCAUCGCCAAUUAAUAUUUAAUUCGGUACGCUUACAUAGUUUGAAAGUUUGUUAGCAUAGUUCAUCGUAUUUUUUUCAAUAGAAGCACGGGAAAUAUUUUGAAAAAUUUAGAGAAGAAUGACUUUUUUGAGUAAGAAGGAUCUCAACAGUUAUCCAACUCUAAUUAUACCGAGUAUCUUUAGAAGCAUUUAGUAGGCACAUACAUAUUAUGCAGUCAUGCACCAGCUAUAUAACUGGUAUUAGGGCAUCUAGAAAAAUUAUUAUAAUGCGGUUAUUAAGAAUCGUGUGGACUUGCAGAACAUUUCAUUUUGUAGACAAAUGUUUGUUGUGUCUAUUUAUUGAAGCGAAAAUAACUGAAAGUUAAUCGUAACAAAAAAUAUAAGCAUUUUGAAUGUCAUAACUGUAUGUGAUAACUGGUCAUCAGUUUUCGUGCCCCUCCAGUGAUUUAUUAAAAACAUUUCUGUUUUUCAAUCUUUAAUUUUAUCUUCCGCACAAAUACAUAGAAUAAACAUUUCUCUUCAAAAUGAGAUGUUCUGCAAAAGUCCAAGGGAUUUUUAAUGACCACGUCAUAACGAUUUUCCUGGAUGCCCCAAAAAAUAAAUGGUCUAUAACUGGUGCAUACCUAAUAAUAUGAUAGAUUAUACUUAUCGUUACCAGAACUCAAAGAAACUAUAUUUUACUUAAAUAUCUAAGAACUUUUAUGAAUUGCUGAACAGUGUUGUCUUAAUCCUUUUUUUUAUUUCUGUCAUCGAAAACUUUUCAACAUAAUUGUUGAGAAAAAGUAGAGAGUUUGACUAAAGCAGAAAUUUCUUCAGUGAGAUUAAGGCAAAUCAGAUUUUCGGAAUGCUAAUAACAACAUUGUAUAAAACAUCCGGUUAAACAAACUUUGCUUUCUACUUAAGAUUAAGAAAGCAACAACUUAUCCCUCUUCCAUUUUAACAAGUCAUCACUAACGUUUCAGAAAGGAUCGAUUGGAUAUCAACUUUAUUCUUAUUAUGUUUAAGUGAUUGCAUCGAAUUAUACAACAAAAACAAAAAGCAGCGAUUGGCAUGAUAAACAAUGUCCUCUAAAACGAAUUAUAAUCUUCUCAUGCGUCAAAAAAAUCUAGUAUCGCUUAUUUCAUCUACAUGACUAGAUUUUUAUUCGAUUGCAACUAUUGGAUAAUGACAGUGGAAAUUUAGUAAUUGGACGAUUGCUAGGUUUCUUCUAGUUUAUUUAUCGUCCGAUAAUCAUUCGAUUUAACUGUUGCUACUGUCUGUUUCAGAAUAAAGUGGACUCGGGUGUUAUUUGAAUUGCGUUGGAUCGGAAUGAGCCGGAGAAAUUUGGUUUUUACCAUUUUGAAGUAAAUUCAUGGGGUUAUCGAAUGACUUAAAAAUGAUCUGAAAAUCCACAGUUUCAGAAGGUCUGCCUUCUCGAACAGAAUAUCCACCAGUACCGUGGACCAAAUAAAAAUGUAUUCAAAUAAAAAAUUCUAAAAAAAGCCUUGGGAUCGAUCGUUUUUAGAAUUUGGGACCUCAGUAAUAAAUGCAAACAUAUGUUUUCAACUAUGUCGAUUCUCUUAGCGAUGUUUGCUUUUCGAAAAAAGUUCGAGAACCUAACAAAACCUUAUACUAGGUGAAAUAACACAUUUCUGCCUAUUUUCAUGUGUUAGAAAAUUCAUAACUCAGUCAGCAUUGAUCCAGACUUUGUCAGUAGGUGAUGUUUACUUGGGUUGAAAUCUAAGUAAGCUUGUUAUAAUACCAAAAACUACACAUGAAAGACAUCUAGAUUUUAUCAAGCUUUAUAAUUAAGUUCUACUUCUUCUUUUGAUCUUCUUUUCGUUCUUGUUCGUGUAAAAAGAUUUUUUCGAACAUCUUCCUUCGAAGAGAAAUUAAGUUUACAAUAUAUUUCAGUGUCCAAAAAACUAAGCCAACAUGAUAUUCUACUUCCAUUAUAGUUUUUGUUCUAUGCUUCGAUAUACCUGUCAUUUUAUUUCUCUUUUGUUUUAUAUAUUACCACAAGCUCAAAUCCUCAACAAUGUAUUAUCAGUCACGCCAUUUAACAUUUUCCUCCAGUUUUCACUUUUUAUAUUUCCAUUCUCUUCAUUUUUUCGUGUACACAUUUUAUUCAUUCUUCUUAAUCUUCGACCUGAUGCGCAUGUGCUUUUAUCAGACAGUACAAAAAAGAAAACAAACUGUAUCCUGAAUAAAAAAAAAUAUUUCUCUUUUCUUUAUUUCAUUGUUUCGUGUCUACUAUCCGUAUCAAAAUAUAAUGGACUCCGAUAUUUCGCUUAUAACUUUUUAACGGUGAAUGCUACAGACUUGCGGUUUUCAGUUUCUGAAACUAGACACUGGGGCACGUAGAUCUGUAAAAAAAUCAUGGCGUG